Molecule: messenger RNA, 480 nt
Organism: Symbiodinium sp. CCMP2456
Lineage: Eukaryota; Dinophyceae; Suessiales; Symbiodiniaceae
Source: the annotation of a GenBank genome assembly
AUGCGGGCCGUUCAGGAGUCCGUGGCCAGGUCACGGCAGGCUGCCUUGGAGAAGAAGAAAUCCCGCCUUGAGCAGGAGGCCUUGAAGCAGCAGGCCCAAGAGCGGAUUGAUGCCCUUCGGCUUCAGAAGGAGCGCUGCCUCAAAGCAAGGGAGGAUCUGAUGAAGGAGAUCGAUCUUGCCCACGAGGAAGAGGCUCUGGGAUUUCUAGAGGAGAUCCGAGCGGAUCCAGACAUGCUGAUCUCUCACGAUCGCUAUGGUUCGACACUGCUCCACGAGGCAUGUUCUCGUGGCAUGAAGCAGCUCGCCCUUGCCGUGCUCAGCGCAGCUGAGGAGGUGGGUGAAGCCACGCAGGAGAGGCUCACUGAGAAGCUCUUCCAGCGAGACUACCGCGGGCAGACGCCAGUGUCUCAGAAGGUGAAGUUGCGCCCUCAAUGGUUGUCCAGGCUUGUAGUUGCUUUGAUCUACUGUCGGGACCCAUGA